Sugiyamaella lignohabitans is the source of this 2415-nucleotide messenger RNA. It is a transcript of the gene OCT1, whose product is annotated as Oct1p. Gene Ontology annotation, cellular component: mitochondrion. The transcript has a single exon. The record is from RefSeq and is a predicted model, not a curated record. Lineage: Eukaryota; Fungi; Ascomycota; Dipodascomycetes; Dipodascales; Trichomonascaceae. The coding region runs from base 1 to 2415 and encodes 804 amino acids. Gene Ontology annotation, biological process: peptide metabolic process. Gene Ontology annotation, molecular function: metalloendopeptidase activity.
AUGUUGAGGAGCUGGUCGUCAGCGAGAAAGACCCUCCCCCGCUGGUCCGGUGGUUUGGGACACGGGGAGAGUGUGCUCGUCAGACGGAUCUCGGGUCUGACAGGGCCUGUGGGUCCUGUGGGUCCUGUGGGGGUCGUAGAGACUCGUUUGGAGGCUCGAAGUGGAAAACCAUUUUUGAAUGGCGGGUUUGUAUUGGGAAAUCGACUAAGAAGAGUGGACGGAAGUCGUCAACUGACGACGAAGUCGACGACGGGUUUGGAGAACAGCACUGAUCAGAGCAUCCGAGAUGUGUUUGAUUCGGUCGAGUUCUGGAAAAAAGAUUUUGCACCUGGCCAUACAAAUGCUCUUGAACCCACUGGUUUGUUUGAGAACAGAUAUCUUACCACGCCACAGGGAAUGGUAGAGUUCACACAGGAGUCGCUGCGACAGGCUCAGGAACUGACUCUGAAGAUUAUAAAUGCUGGAGACGACCCAGAAGCGCUUCAUAAUGCGAUCCGCAAUUUCGAUAUCUUGAGCGAUAUCAUCUGUAAAGUUAUCGAUAUGGUUGCAUUUGUGCGUAUUUCGCAUCCUAAUAAAGAGUUCAUCAACGUGGCUCAGGAGUGCCAUGAACUCAUGUAUGAUUAUAUGAAUAUGCUGAAUACCAGCGUGGAGUUACAUGAUAUUCUAGACAAGGUUCUUGGCAAUAAUGACAUUAGAAACGGUCUUUCUAGUGAAGAGAUAACUGUGGGAGAAAUCCUGCUGGCCGAUUUCAAGAAAUCAGGAGUCAAUUUGGCCCCUCAUGAUCGAGAAAAGUUUGUUCGGUUAUCAAGUAAAGUAUCGAUUCUUGGCCAGCAGUUUUUGAAUAAUAUUGGCCCUGCAAAGCAUCAUUUAACAUUUUCUAAAUCUCAAGUUUGGGGUCUUGAUCCUGUCUUGGCUAAUAGACUGAGGUCGUUUGGCGGCAGGUUCAAAAUCCCUACCUACGGUCCCGUAGCUGAUAUGGCAUUACAAACAAUUUCCAAUGAAAACACCCGACGGGAUAUCUGGCUUGCUCAGAGGUCUGCUACUGAUGAACAGGUGGGUUUACUUGGCGACUUUCUCACUGCACGAGCUGAACUGGCUAGGAUGAUGGGCUGUAAUAGCUUUGCUGAGUACGAACUUAAAGAUAAAAUGGCCAAGACACCUGUCAAUGUACAACGUUUUUUAGACGAACUAGCUCAACAAACAAAUCCUCGAGCUGCCAAGGAACUAUUGGAUCUCAAAAAACUCAAGAGUGAUGAGAAAGCUACUCCGUUGGCUGAAACGUUACUGAAAGCAUGGGACAGAGACUACUAUGCUGCCAAACACACGCAUUCUAAACGGUCCAAGAGUAAAUCGUCUGAUUUUAUAUCUGCAUAUUUCUCAUUGGGUACUGUCAUGCAGGGACUGUCUCGACUGUUCACGAGAAUAUACGGCAUCUCGUUUGUACCUAUUGAGACCAAACCCGGUGAGGUAUGGGAUGACGAAGUUCGUCGUCUGGAUGUGGUUUCUGAAACCGAAGGUAAAAUCGGCGUUAUCUACUGUGAUUUGUUCCAGAGAGAUGGAAAAUCGCCUCACCCGGCUCAUUUCACUGUGCAGUGUUCUCGCGAGAUCACUCCUGGCGAGCCUUCAUAUUACCAUCAAGGCAGUUCUGUUAUCCGAGACAGCACCAACCGAUGCUAUCAACUGCCCAUUAUUGCACUUGUCUGUGAUUUUGUCAAGGAUCCUGCUCUGUCCAAGUGUCUAUUAUCGUACAGUGAAGUUCAGACUCUAUUUCACGAAAUGGGUCAUGCCAUUCACUCAAUGCUCGGUAGGACUAGUUUGCACAAUGUAUCAGGUACACGGUGUGCCACUGACUUUGUCGAGUUACCAUCAGUGUUAAUGGAACGGUUUGCUGCCUCACCUGAAGUCAUGAAACUGUUUGCACGACACCAUCUAACCGACGAGCCACUGCCACUAUCAGUAUUCAACUGUCAGCUAAGCCUUCAAUCACUGUACGAUCAAACCGAAACAUACCAUCAAAUCCUCAUUUCAAUGCUCGACCAACAAGUGCAUUCUGAACUAGCAAACACUCCGACAUUCGAUCCCAACGCCAUUUACUAUGAACUUGAAAAGUCCCGAGGUCUUUUCGAAGCGCAUCCCGACUCGCGAUGGCCAGCCCAGUUCGGCCACCUGUUUAGCUACGGAGCAAACUACUACUGCUACCUGUUCGACCGGGCCAUUGCCGACCGUAUCUGGCAAAAACUGUUCGUCAACGACCCCACCUCCCGCGAAGCCGGCGAACAUUUCCGACGCGAAGUCCUCUCCUGGGGCGGAAGCAGAGACCCCUGGCAGUGCGUCUCAGCGGUCCUCCGCGAACCGAGUCUCGCCAACGGCGACGAAACCGCCAUGCUCGAGAUCGGUCGCUCACUAAAAGCUUAA